Messenger RNA from Leishmania mexicana MHOM/GT/2001/U1103, 2121 nucleotides. RefSeq lists its product as hypothetical. The transcript has a single exon. The record is from RefSeq and is a predicted model, not a curated record. Bases 1 to 2121 code for a protein of 706 amino acids. Lineage: Eukaryota; Euglenozoa; Kinetoplastea; Trypanosomatida; Trypanosomatidae.
AUGCGAAUCAAGUCCUCCUCGACGACGGUAACGUCUUCCCUAGAGGGGCGCCGCCGCCGCCUCGUGUCCACGCCUGCAUCACCGUCGAGCCCGUGCGCCGGCAGCACAAUGUCACUCACGCCCACUACUCCAACGCUGCGGUCAAACCCCGUGGCACCGCCGGCCACCCACCGCUAUGAAACGACGAACGUCAUGUCAACCAGCAAACCACAGCCUGCUUCCGCGAGCGGCGAGUGCAAUACACGGUCGUCUCCUAGCGCACGGUCUCGCGCCACGGUGGCCUCACGCGGCUCAACACUCGUGGGCGUGCACCCGAACAGCUCUGCGUCGCAGCUUGGCACCACCGCAAAAAGGCCCUCAAGGAGAAAGUUUCCUCCCAAGAACAAAGCAGCGGCGCCCACCUACAAGCCAGUGCCCCUCACGGCGGUCGGCGUUGGGUCGCUGAUUUCAUCCUACACCACGCUGACCUCCAGCCCCGCCCUAUCCUCUGGCAUCCCUCGCUCACCGCGCGUGCUAAUUUCGCCAGGCGUCGGUGAAAGAGCCAGGCGCAUUCGUGACCUCUGUCCCCCAUCUCUACCUCCGAGCUCCGCCGCCACGUCUGUGCCGUGCGCCCUCUACGAUUUGCAUCACGCCCUUCAGCACCGACUUGUCGAAGACUUUGGGUGGUCCAUCCACUGGUACUUGGACACAGAGACGGAGAUCAAACAGCUGGAGGUAUUCAAGGAGCUGGACGAGAAGACCAAGCACCCCUCCCACAAAACAGGCAAGCCGACCACAGCCGCAGCGGAGAGAAUGGCGAGUGAAGCAGGGACGGGCAACGGAGAGCCGAAGUCUACGGCGGCUUAUCCUCGUGUGAACCUCACGGCGGACCAGCAGGACAGCUCUGCACCAGGAGGCUCACUGAAGGGCAACACCUCUUCUCUCACGAGCCCACACCACAGCGACCCCAACACCCCUCAGCGUUACCAUCGCCUUGACGUCGAUGGGCGAGAGCUCCCCUUCUUGGCACAGAAGUCGAACUUCGGCGUCAUUACCAACCGCUUUGACUGCCACAUGUGUCAUGAUCUGUCCGUGGAGGCUCGCUCUGCUGCAUCGCAGGUGCCCCGCUCGAGACUAAGUCGGACCCCCUUCGAGUACCGUCUAGCGUCGCUCCAGCGGUGGUUGCGCAAGCGCAGUGUUGAAUCCGACAAAGAUGGGCUUCUUGCCUCCUGUCUGUCUCUGGAAACGCAGCGCUACCUGGCCUACCUCGGCUUGGCAGACUGCUGGACAUCCCUCUUUGUCACCGCAGGACUCCCGAUGGUCACAUCAAUGGCGGCCAGCAGUCCCUCGUCGCCACGCGAGGCGACGCAGCGCUUUCCAACGACCCUCUCUGGAGCGGCAUCGCGCCACGGCAGCGUACCGCUCAGCUUUUACGCGUUGCCGGCGCUGUGUCGCUGGAAGUGUGUGACGCCGUUCCGGCGCGACAGGAUCCUGCGUGAGAGUGUGAUGCACCCCUUUCCGCUACCGGAGGUCUUCCUGCGGGACUGUAGAGGCGCGUCUCUGGCGCAGCUGCAGAGCAGUGCUGAGACGAGUGAGGCGCAGGCAGCGCCGGCAGACGUGUCACACUCACUGCCGUCGCUGACCUUCUUCACCAUACAGCAGAGGUCAUUCCUGUCAGAGCGACGGCGCACGUCUAUGUGGCGCAACCAAGCGGCUUCUCUCGGUGAAAUUUGCGCGUGUGAUGUGUACCUUGUGGCAGCAACAGGAAGGGGCGCCGGAGCCGGUGCAGCGGCCGCAGACACUAUGGCGUCGGUGUGGGGCUAUGUAAAGAGGGAAGACCUCGACAGCCGUACCGUUUCUCUGCCCUCCUCUCCCUCGUCUGCGGCACAACAGUGCAAAGGCGGUCGAAAAGGCAGUUCGACGACAACCACCUCCGCCAAGUCGCCUUCCGGGGAGCUCUUCUACAUCGCCAGCAGUCUUGAGAACUAUCUUCGACUGGGCUUGGUGUUCGGGUGGGUGUAUGGGUGGCAGCUGUGCUUCUCGUCAGCCGGACCACCGCCCAACUCGGUGUUGUGGCUUUGCUUGGUGAACAGGUCCGCCUACGAGGCAGCACUGGCGACAAGCAAACACACGCCACCGUAG